AUGGGUGUGCCCACGCUCUGGAACCAGCUCGAACCCGCCGUGCGCAUCACGAGCUGGGCCCAGCUCGCCGCGCCCGCCUUUGAGCGUGAGGGCGUCAGGGGCUUCCGGCUCGGCGUCGAUGUCGCCCAGUGGCUCUUCCACAUGGGCCGCAUGAACACGCUCGUCGACGCCGACGGCAUCGAGGUCCACCCCGGAGCCAACGCCGACCUGCGCAUGGUCUUCUACCGCGUGUGCGACCUCCUCGCCCAGGGCAUCCUCGCCGUCUUCGUCUUUGACGGCCCGGACGGCCCCAAGUGGAAGCGGGACAAGCGCGUGACGGGCGUCUGGCGUUGA
Messenger RNA from Rhodotorula graminis WP1, 333 nucleotides. RefSeq lists its product as uncharacterized. NCBI's taxonomy places the organism in Eukaryota, Fungi, Basidiomycota, Microbotryomycetes, Sporidiobolales, Sporidiobolaceae. Gene Ontology annotation, molecular function: nuclease activity. The coding region runs from base 1 to 333 and encodes 110 amino acids. The transcript is spliced from 3 exons. The record is from RefSeq and is a predicted model, not a curated record.